GAAAUUUACGUGAGGCGUCGUUUAGGAGCGACCGUAAAAAGGAGCUCUGCUUCCUGUUGCAUACAAACCUGCGCUCAAUUCACCUUUUCUUGCAUAGUUUACCUUGUAUCUGCUUCAGCAAUGGUUGCCCCUUCUGUCUCUCUGCGACCCAUCGUCAUCUCUGGACCUUCUGGCACCGGAAAGUCGACGCUUCUCAAGCGUCUGUUUGCUGAUUACCCGGAUACCUUUGGAUUCUCGGUCUCGCACACCACCCGAAAGCCCAGACCCGGUGAGGUCAACGGUGUUGCCUACCAUUUCGUUGAGCGACCGGAUUUUGAGAAGCUGAUUAAGGAGAAUGCGUUCCUUGAGCAUGCUGAGUUCUCUGGCAACUACUACGGAACUUCGAUCAAGUCCGUGCAGGAUGUUGCUGAGAAGGGAAAGACGUGCAUCCUGGAUAUCGAUAUGCAGGGUGUCAUUUCCGUUAAGAAGACCGACCUGAAUGCUCGCUUCCUCUUCCUUGCUCCUCCCAGCUUGGAGACUCUGCGUGCUAGAUUGGAAGGCAGAGGCACCGAAAGCCCUGAGAGCGUUCAGAAGAGAAUGGACCAGGCUACCAAGGAGAUGGAGUUUGCAAAGACCGGUGCCCAUGAUAAGAUUAUCGUCAACGACAACUUGGACAAGUGCUACGAGGACCUCAAGGCUUUCAUCUUCGAGUAAAGAUGUGAAAUUCAGUAUCUUCAUAAUUUUCGAUCGACUUUUUGUACAAAACGCCUCUUUAUGAUAGACAUAUUUAAUAUAUAGAGCUCACUCAAAAGUGAC
Messenger RNA from Myxozyma melibiosi, 795 nucleotides. RefSeq names its product P-loop containing nucleoside triphosphate hydrolase protein. The record is from RefSeq and is a predicted model, not a curated record. Gene Ontology annotation, biological process: purine nucleotide metabolic process. The coding region runs from base 121 to 693 and encodes 190 amino acids. Gene Ontology annotation, cellular component: cytosol. Gene Ontology annotation, molecular function: GMP kinase activity. The transcript is spliced from 5 exons. NCBI's taxonomy places the organism in Eukaryota, Fungi, Ascomycota, Lipomycetes, Lipomycetales, Lipomycetaceae.